Messenger RNA from Salvelinus fontinalis (brook trout), 2548 nucleotides. RefSeq lists its product as uncharacterized. Gene Ontology annotation, cellular component: cytoplasm. The transcript has 3 exons. Gene Ontology annotation, molecular function: NAD+ poly-ADP-ribosyltransferase activity. The record is from RefSeq and is a predicted model, not a curated record. NCBI's taxonomy places the organism in Eukaryota, Metazoa, Chordata, Actinopteri, Salmoniformes, Salmonidae. Bases 1 to 978 code for a protein of 325 amino acids.
AUGGAUUUAUAUUUCAGCAGAAGCAUAUUCAACUACAGUUUGAUUACUAUGGAUGUUAACCCUGACUCCCCAUACUACAUCAACUUGCUUGAUAGCAAGUCUAAUCCUGAAGAUCACAGAGAAUAUGUGAUGUUUCAUGGCUGCUCAAAAGAGGGCGCUGAGUUGAUUAAGAUGGAAGGCUUCAAACCAUCAAGUGCAGAUAGAAUGCUUGGUGUAGGUGUUUAUGUUAGUCGGGACAUCCGAAAAGCCUGCAAAUACCCUCCUGGUGUUCCUGACUCUGAGAGAAGAGUACUAAAAGUCAGAGUGGAUGUAGGGAAGGUUAAGGUCAUAGACAGGCAGAACCACCCCAUGCAGAAGACAUGGCACACUGUGCAUGGCUUUGACACUGCCUGGGUUCCUCCUAAUGUUGGCAUGGUACUGUGCAACCAGGAGGAGGACUGUGUCUACGACCCAAAGAGAAUCAAAGUCAUCGAGGUCAUGAAGGUUACUGAAGAUAACUUAUCUCAGUAUGAUCAUCUUCAGAGUGGAGUCUCCCCUGAGGACAGCCACGUCUACGUGAUGUAUCAUGGAACAUCAAAACAGAUUGCUGUGGAUAUACAGAGAAAUGGAUUCAAACCUUCCAAAGAUGGUAUGCUUGGUGCCGGUGUCUACCUCAGUCGAGACAUCCGAAAAGUCAUUAGAUACCCCCUCAACACCAAAUUGAUGACCAUUCCUGACUCUGAUAGGAUGGUUCUGAAAGUAAAGGUGGAUGUAGGCAGGGUUAUGGUGAUAAAAAGGCAGAGACACCCCAUGCAGAAGACCUGGCACACUGUGCAUGGCUUUGACACUGCCUGGGUUCCACCUAAUGUUGGCAUGGUGCCGAGCAACCAAGAGGAGGACUGUGUCUACGACCCAAAGAGAAUCAAAGUGUUGGCAAUGCUGAAAGUGCCCAACUUAAAGAGUGUAAACCCAUGGCUGAACAAUCCACUGCAAAACUGAUUGUGUUCUGCAUUCAGAGGGAGCAUCAACUCAUGGUCAUCAGAAGAGGAUGGUUAGAAUAUGACUGUCCCACAUUAUACAGCUCAUAGGAAGUAGAUGCUAUAUUUCACAAUGGGCCUACUGAUGAUUUGACAUGGCAAUCUAUAUGCAAUCAAUAAUAUGACCUUACCAUAUCAAAUAUUUAUGAAAUAUCAUCAAUCAUAUUUACUUUAUGUCAAAAAUACAUGUGUAUUAAUGAUCAUACGUUGUUUAAAAAAUAUAUAUAUUCCUAUAAUAAAUCUAUCACAGUUACUUUAGUUUAUUUGGUAAAUAUUUUCUCAACUCUUUCUUGAACUGCACUGUUGGUUAAGGGCUUGUAAGUAAGCAUUUCACGGUAAGGUCUACACGCAGCGUGAUAUAAAUACAUUCUUCUCUUUAUUAGAAGACGAAACAAACACUAAUACAAACUAGACAAAACAAUAAACCGACGAAUGUGAACCUAUAAUAACCAAAAGAGCAGACACAGGCAACUUAGACAUAGACAUAGACAAUCACCCACAAACUACCUAAUGACUAUGGUUGCCUAAAUAUGGCUCCCAAUCAGAGACAACGAUAGACAGCUGUCUCUAAUUGAGAACCAAUCUAGGCAACCAUAGACAUACAUACACCUAGACUAAACACUGCCCCAUAAACAUACAAAAAACCCUAGACAAUACAAAACACAUACAUCCCUCUUGUCACACCCUGACCUAACUAAAAUGAUAAAGAAAGGCCAGGGCGUGAGAGUAGGCCCACUGAGUGGACAUUAUGAACCUUGUUUGAAGUCACUAGGUCACAUGACCAAGGAGCUAUUGCCAUUUUUUUAAAUGUAUGUAAAAACAUGUGGGAUGAAGAUGGACAAACUUAAGGGUGUGCAAUAUAGAAGGGUAGUCAGUGGACAUUCUGAACCUUGUUUGAGUCCAGUAGCUCAUAUGACCAAUGAGCUAUUGAAAUUCAAAAAUGUAAAUAAAUAAUUUCAAAUAGUGCGAGAUGUAAAUCGACAAAAAAAUGUGUGCAAUGUGUGUCUAUGCCAUAGGGUUAGCUAGAACCAGUUUCGAACGUUUUAGGAGUAAUGGUUAAAUAGCUAUUGAAAUGUGACAUUUUUGAUUUGUCACUAUGUUGACGGUCCCUAACUGCUGUUGGUGGCCGUAAGGAAAACUACAGGCAAAUAUCCAUUGAAUAUCCAACCUGAAACUGUCUUUACCUCGGUUGUUUAGUUCAACCUUAAAAAAUGUAUGUGCAUCUUGGCCUGCUUGCUUUCAUUUAGCUAUAUUUCCCAUUUCAGAGGUCAAUGGAAAGCACCGAAAGUGCAGGCACAUGUUUCCCAGGUAAUUCCCCACUCAUACGCACUAAAUGCUGCGGGGGAUUUGCUGCUACCUUCUGACAGGAACCAUCAAACCGAACCCCAGAGACUGGGCUUGGGUAUUCAAGAUUAGAUUAUAUACCUUUUGUCAUGAAUAUUCAUAUGUGAUCUGUUUCAUCUGACAUUAUGAAAUGGAUUGUUUUAAUCUAUAUUAAACAAUAAAUAUCCAUAGUCUGGAAUACCUCCCUA